Molecule: messenger RNA, 717 nt
Organism: Schistocerca serialis cubense
Lineage: Eukaryota; Metazoa; Arthropoda; Insecta; Orthoptera; Acrididae
Exons: 2
Coding region: 1-717 (238 amino acids)
Molecular function (GO): nucleic acid binding
Source: RefSeq, a predicted model, not a curated record
AUGUAUCUAAAUAUAAAAGGAAACAUUCACAUUCUUCUGGUCUACAAUACUGUAGAUCAGGAGAUAGUGGGCACUCCUUUAAAAUUUCAACAUGUUCUUCAAAACAGUGACAGAAAUAACGUGGCUGUAAACAAACUAAUACUGAAUGUGCCGCAAAACUCUAUUGUUGUGCUUGACAAUGCGAGUUAUCACAAUGUUCUGCAUGAAAAACCACCAACAAUGCAUAGCAGGAAAGCUGACAUGGCAUAUUGGCUAAAUUCCCAAAACAUUCAAUUUGACCAAGGAAGCAUAAAGAUCGAACUGCUUGCCUUAAUAGAAAGCAACAAACCCACAAAGAUUUACACUGUGGAUAAACUUCUGGCACAUUAUGGUCAUUCUGUUCUCUGUUUACCUCCUUACCAUCCUGAAACAAAUCCUAUAGAAACGGUAUGGGCUAUGGUAAAGAACUGGGUGGCUACAAAGAAUGUUCCGUUCAAGCUGGAGGAUGUGUGGAAGCUAGCUGAAGAAAAAUUUUUCUACAUUACUGUACACAAAUGGGAGGCAGUUUGCAGACAUGUGGAAGAUGUGGAAGAAACAUAUGCAAAUCAGGAAAAAUUGGCAGACAAACUGGAAGAAAUGGUUAUUGAGAUACGUGCCAGCGAUACUGAUACUGAUGACACUAGCGAUGAUUAUGAUGAUGAUGACUUCCAACCUUUCCUGUCUGAGGACAGUGAAUAA